AUGAGCGAGGCCAAAGCACUUAAAGUCCGGUUGACUUUCUCCAUCAUCCUGGUGGGUGUCUGUUUGUUAAUGGCUGCAGUGGUGACAGAUCAUUGGGCAGUUCUGAGCCCGAAGGUGGAAAAAUACAAUGCCACCUGUGAGGUGGCCCAUUUUGGUCUCUGGAGGCUCUGCACCAAACGGAUCUACGUGAGCAACACCAAUGACAAGAGCUGUGGACCUAUCAACCUGCCAGGGGAACGGAAUUGUUCAUACUUCAGGCAUUUUAACCCAGGAGAGAGCUCAGAAAUCUUUGAAGUCACCACACAGAAAGAAUACAGCAUCUCUGCAGCAGCCAUCUCCAUCUUCAGCAUCGGUUUCACCAUCUUGGGGACCAUCUUCAUCUUUCUGUCCUUCGGGAAAAAGAAGGAUUACCUUCUGAGACCAGCAGCUCUGUUCUAUGCUUUUUCAGGCCUCUGUAUCAUCGUCUCUGUGGAAGUCAUGCGGCAGUCAGUGAAGCGGAUGAUUGACAGUGAGGAGACGGUCUGGAUAGAGUACUAUUAUUCCUGGUCCUUUGCCUGUGCCUGCAGCUCCUUUGUCCUCCUCUUCAUCUGUGGCAUUGCUCUCCUACUCAUCUCCCUGCCCCGUAUGCCCCAGAAUCCCUGGGAGUCUUGUAUGGAUGCUGAGCCUGAGCACUAG
Messenger RNA from Trichosurus vulpecula (common brushtail), 675 nucleotides. It is a transcript of the gene CACNG1, whose product is annotated as calcium voltage-gated channel auxiliary subunit gamma 1. Bases 1 to 675 code for a protein of 224 amino acids. Lineage: Eukaryota; Metazoa; Chordata; Mammalia; Diprotodontia; Phalangeridae. The record is from RefSeq and is a predicted model, not a curated record. Gene Ontology annotation, molecular function: calcium channel regulator activity; voltage-gated calcium channel activity. The transcript has 4 exons. Gene Ontology annotation, biological process: calcium ion transmembrane transport; regulation of calcium ion transmembrane transport via high voltage-gated calcium channel. Gene Ontology annotation, cellular component: membrane; L-type voltage-gated calcium channel complex.